Messenger RNA from Fundulus heteroclitus (mummichog), 2349 nucleotides. Its product is annotated as protein FAM102A. Bases 316 to 1473 code for a protein of 385 amino acids. The transcript has 12 exons. The record is from RefSeq and is a predicted model, not a curated record. NCBI's taxonomy places the organism in Eukaryota, Metazoa, Chordata, Actinopteri, Cyprinodontiformes, Fundulidae.
AGCGCCCAGCGUUAGCUUGACGUAGUCCACGGAUAACGGCAAAGUUUUCGCCGCAGAGAAAAGCGGAGCGAGUCGUCUUUUUUCGACACGUUAACGUUGCCGAACCGCAGCUGGUGGGUUUCAGAGAGGUCGACAUGAAUCCAGAUUUCAGCGCCGAGUCACGUCUGGAUGAGAAGAAGCAGCGAAGUUCGGCCGAAAAAUCCCCUUAAAGUGUCGACGGUUCGUUUUAGCUUCGCCUCUGUUUUUUUUUUUUUUUAAACCAGCGGUUCGUUUGGCCGGUUGUUUUUUUUUUAAGUGAGUUUCUACGGUGAAAUCAUGGCGUUCUUCGUGAAAAAGAAGAAAUUCAAGUUUCAGACCCAGCUGACCCUGGAGGAGCUGACCGCCGUGCCUUUCGUUAACGGGGUUCUGUUCUGCAAGCUGCGGCUGCUGGACGGAGACUUCGUGGCUACUUCUACCAGAGAGGAGGUUCAUGAGAACUGCGUCCGCUGGAGGAAAAGGUUCACCUUCGUGUCAAAAAUGAGCGCCAACCCCCACACCGGAGUCCUGGAUCCAUCCGUCUGCAGGGUGUCUGUCAGGAAGGAACUGAAGGGAGGAAAAACGUACACGAAGCUGGGCUUCACAGACCUCAACAUGGCCGAGUUUGCCGGAUCGGGCUCCACGGUGCGCUGCUGUCUGCUGGAGGGAUACGACACCAAGAACACGCGGCAGGACAACUCCAUCCUGAAGGUGAUCAUUGGAAUGACUCUUCUUUCUGGAGAUCCCUGUUUCAAAACCCCUCCAAGCACAGCAAAGUCCAUCUCCAUCCCGGGACGGGAACACACCCUGCAGCUGGACUGCAAGGGGGAGGGGACGGCCGAGGGAAGCGGCCCGGCUGGAGGGGUUUCCCUGGGCCGAGCCUCCAAACCUCGGCCCUCCAUCAUCAGCUCGGGUCUGCUGGACGACUCCGACACAAAUCAGAACCAGUCGGGUCCGGCGGACGUCUUCCAGUCCGGCCAUUCCAGGAACUCCAGCUACGCCAGCCAGCAGAGCAAAAUCUCAGGCUACAGCACGGAGCACUCCUGCUCCUCCAGCCUGUCUGACCUCACGCAUCGCAGGAACACCUCCACGGGCAGCAGCGCCUCCGGAGGCCUGUGCUUCUCUGCCGACACGCCACCAGAGGGCGACAAGGACGCCGGACGUCCGGAGAGACCCCCCCGGCCCCCCCGGCCUGUGCUGCCCCCAAACCGACCCCCCAGGAGGAAACAGGACUCUGUGGAGAAUCACCCCACCUGGGUCAACGACACCCGUAUGGAUGCUGAUGACAUCGUGGAGAAGAUCGUGCAGAGUCAGAACUUUGCGGAUAUCAACAACACUGAAGACAGCAACCUGCGGCUGUUCGUCAGCAGGGAUGGAACCACCGCGCUCAGCGCCAUCCGGCUGGGGAGCAGGGUUUCUGCCGGCGGCUACGAGCCGGUGGUGAUCGAGAGCCAUUAGAGCCGCUCAGCUCCUCCCUGGUUUUACUGGAGCUUCAGCCGGUCUGACGCCAUGAGAGGGAAAACCACGUCCGUUUGCACUUUAUGUCCGGUUCACGCAGCCUUGCUCUGCUGUAGCUGUGUCGUUGUGUCGUUGUAGGGAAUGCACACGUUUCAGAAAUCCCCCGUUUGUCUCCAGCCUUCUGUUAAACCAGAGGCUGAAGCUGAUUAGAGGUGGAUGUGAUCACUAAAGGCGGAGAGAGGUUUGAUAAAGCUCUAAUAUCUGACAUUUAUAAUAGGAAAACAGGCUGCCUCCUCCUUCAUUUUCCUUCCACUGCAGACGGGAAAACCCUCUUGUUGUUAUUUUUAAGCUGAAAAUAAAUGAAGAGUGCAGCUGGGUUUGACCCGUUCAGGGUGAAUAUUGAAGGUCUGACUGCAGCUCGAGCCGCAGAUUCACAGUUUAAUCUUUUACUCUUUCUGGCACUUUCUGCACACUUUGUUCUGUAAACCUCGUUGCCUUUAAAGCAACCUUAAAGUUCCCGCUCUCACGUUCCUAAUUACCUCCUUAAAUCAUGGAGGAAAGGCUCGAAUCACAAGUUGAGCUGAAUGCUCCCAGUAGGAGACGCCCUGUGGGUGAACUACGGCUGGAUGGAUGAUAAAAGAGUUUGUUUCUGUUAAAGUGACAGAUCCACUAUAAACUGAAAGCUUUUUUUUCUACUCGUGAUCUGAAUCUGAACCGUUUUUGUCAGUUUUUUUUCUGUGAAGACGGGUGAAAACGUGACUGCAGAAUGUCUCACUUUACUGAACACACGGGUCACAUGGGUUAUUAGAAAUCUGGUUGAUUAAUCCUGCUGGUUGGGAUUCCCGCUCAUCAACUGAAGCCCAAAAAAAAAAAAAA